AUGGCGACAACUGGCAAGGUGAUCAAAUGCAAGGCUGCAGUAGCCUGGGAGGCAGGCAAGCCCCUUUCUAUUGAGGAGGUGGAGGUGGCCCCACCCAUGGCCCAUGAGGUCCGGAUAAAGAUUUUUGCCACGGGUGUGUGCCACACAGAUGCCCACACAAUGAGUGGUAACGAUCCUGAAGGUGUCUUCCCCGUCAUCCUUGGCCACGAGGGCGCCGGCACAGUAGAGAGUGUUGGCGAGGGUGUCACCAAGUUUAAGCCUGGUGAUACGGUUAUCCCGCUGUAUGUGCCUCAAUGUGGAGAAUGUAAGUUCUGCAGAAAUCCCAAGACCAACCUUUGCCAGAAGAUCAGAGUGACCCAAGGUCAGGGCCUGAUGCCAGAUGGGACUAGCCGCUUCACUUGCAAGGGCAAGAAAGUGUUCCACUUCAUGGGAACAAGCACCUUCUCUGAGUACACCGUAGUGGCGGACAUUUCUGUGGCUAAAAUCAACGAAAAGGCUCCACUGGAAAAGGUGUGCCUCCUCGGGUGCGGCAUCUCCACGGGAUACGGUGCCGCCCUGAAUACCGCCAAGGUGGAACCUGGCUCCACGUGCGCAGUCUUUGGCCUUGGUGCCGUCGGCCUGGCUGCUAUUAUGGGCUGCCAAGUGGCAGGAGCGACACGCAUUAUCGGUGUGGACAUCAACCCGAGCAAAUUCGACAAAGCUAAGGAGUUUGGCGCCACCGAGUUCGUCAACCCCAAGGACCACAAAAAGCCCAUCAACGAGGUGCUGGUGGAAAUGACUGACGGCGGCGUGGAUUACUCCUUCGAGUGUAUCGGGAACGUGCAGAUCAUGCGAGCUGCUCUGGAGGCAUGCCACAAAGGUUGGGGUGAGAGCAUCAUCGCUGGUGUUGCCGGAGCUGGACAAGAGAUCUCCACAAGGCCCUUCCAGCUGGUGACAGGCCGCGUGUGGCGCGGCACUGCCUUUGGAGGCUGGAAGAGCGUAGAUAGCGUCCCCAAACUGGUGGAAGACUACAUGAGCAAGAAGCUGAAGGUGGACGAGUUCAUCACGCACACGCUGCCAUUCGACAAGAUUAAUGAGGGAUUCGACCUCAUGCAUGCUGGAAAGAGCAUCCGCACAAUCUUGACCUUCUAA
This is a messenger RNA of Nerophis lumbriciformis (worm pipefish), 1131 nucleotides long. Lineage: Eukaryota; Metazoa; Chordata; Actinopteri; Syngnathiformes; Syngnathidae. The record is from RefSeq and is a predicted model, not a curated record.